AUGUCGGGCGAGCAGGAAUUUCUCAUGCUCGGUGGUGGAAAUCCCGCGGGCGUUCCGGAGGUGCAGGCCCUGUGGCGGGAGCUGGUGGGCGACCUGCUGGAGCAGGGCGAGCGCUUCGAUGAGGUGCUGGUCAACUACGACAUGCCCAAAGGCCGGCCCGGCUUUAUCCGCGCGCUGGUCGAUUUUUUAAAUCGGCAUUACGACUGGGGCAUCACCGAAAAAAACGUGGCCAUCACCAAUGGAAGCCAGAACGCUUUUUUCUAUCUGUUCAACAUGCUGGCGGGCGAGUUUGAGGACGGGACGUUUAAAAAAAUUCUGUUGCCGCUGUGUCCGGAGUACAUCGGGUAUGCGGACCAGGGCCUCGACCGCUCGAUGUUCACCGCGCGGCGCCCGAAGAUCGAAGUCAUCGAUGCGCACACGUUUAAGUACCACAUCGACUUUGAUGCCUUGCAGAUCGAUGACGACAUCGCGGCCAUCUGUGUGUCGCGCCCGACCAAUCCGUCGGCGAACGUGCUGACCAACGAAGAGAUUGAGCGGCUGUCGGAGCUGGCCAAAGCCCGGGGGAUCCCGCUGCUGAUCGAUAACGCGUAUGGGGCGCCGUUCCCCGGUAUCAUUUUCAAGGACGUGGUGCCGUUUUUCGAUCAGCACCUGAUCGUAAGUUUGAGUUUGAGCAAGCUGGGCUUGCCAGGCACCCGCACCGGGAUCGUGAUUGCGAACGAAGCGGUGAUUGACGCGCUGUCCUCGAUCAACGCGGUGUCAGUCUGGCCAACGGCAAUCUGGGGCAGGAGCUGGUGGCGCCGUUGCUGGCUGACGACCGCAUUCUCCCCUUGUGCCGGGAUGUGA
Penaeus monodon (black tiger shrimp) is the source of this 843-nucleotide messenger RNA. RefSeq names its product valine--pyruvate aminotransferase-like. The transcript has a single exon. Gene Ontology annotation, cellular component: cytosol. Gene Ontology annotation, biological process: L-valine biosynthetic process. Gene Ontology annotation, molecular function: pyridoxal phosphate binding; L-valine:pyruvate transaminase activity. The coding region runs from base 1 to 843 and encodes 280 amino acids. The record is from RefSeq and is a predicted model, not a curated record. Lineage: Eukaryota; Metazoa; Arthropoda; Malacostraca; Decapoda; Penaeidae.